Messenger RNA from Octodon degus (degu), 22411 nucleotides. RefSeq names its product nebulin (gene Neb). Bases 206 to 21949 code for a protein of 7247 amino acids. The transcript has 160 exons. Gene Ontology annotation, cellular component: Z disc. Gene Ontology annotation, biological process: cardiac muscle thin filament assembly. Lineage: Eukaryota; Metazoa; Chordata; Mammalia; Rodentia; Octodontidae. The record is from RefSeq and is a predicted model, not a curated record. Gene Ontology annotation, molecular function: actin filament binding.
AGGCACCACGCUGGCUUUUGCCUGGGGUUCUCAGGAGGGGAGAGUUGGGAGUGGAUUUGCUGCUGAGGAGAUUUAUUUGAUAACUUGAAGGGUUGAACAAGAGCUACAGAAAAGGAAAGAAAAAUAUCCAUAUAAACCAAUGGUUUUCCGAAAGAGAAUAACCCCAUUGCCUUGAGUGUGUAGGUGCCACCACUGCUUGAGGACAAUGGCAGAUGACGAAGAGUAUGAGGAGGUGGUGGAGUACUACACAGAGGAGACAGUGUAUGAAGAGGUACCAGGAGAGACAAUAACAAAAAUCAUAGAAACUACAACUACAAGGACAAUACCCGGCUAUGACGAAUCAGAAACUUCCACACCAGCACUGGCACAGCCAGAACCGGCAAAGCCAACAACAGAGAGGAAGAAGGUCAUCCGCAAGAAGGUGGACUCUUCCAAGUUCAUGACCCCCUACAUUGAACACAGUCAGAAGAUGCAGAAUCUGUUUAGCCCAAAUAAAUACAAGGAGAACUAUGAGAAAGCAAAAGGACAGUCAUAUGCCAGCACAACCGAUACUCCAGAACUUCGUAGAAUCAAGAAAGUACAAGAUCAACUCAGCGAGGUUAAGUAUCGAAUGGAUGGCGAUGUUGCUAAAACUAUCUGUCAUGUGGAUGAAAAAGCUAAAGAUAUUGAACAUGCAAAGAAAGUGUCGCAGCAAGUCAGCAAGGUUUUAUAUAAGCAGAACUGGGAAGACACCAAGGAUAAGUACCUGCUUCCCCCUGAUGCCCCUGAACUUGUCCAGGCCAUUAAGAACACAGCCAUGUUCAGUAAGAAACUGUACACCGAAGACUGGGAUGCCGACAAAAGUUUGUUUUACCCAUAUAAUGAUAGCCCAGAACUCAGGAGGGUCGCCCAGGCCCAGAAAGCUCUCAGUGAUGUUGCCUACAAAAAAGGUCAUGCUGAACAGCAAUCUCAAUUCACGCCUCUGGCUGAUCCUCCAGAUAUAGAAUUUGCCAAGAAAGUAACCAAUCAAGUGAGCAAGCAAAAAUACAAAGAAGACUAUGAAAAUAAAGUCAAAGGCAAAUGGAGUGAGACACCUUGCUUUGAAAUUGCGACUGCCAGAAUGAACGCUGACAACCUCAGCACAAGGAAAUAUCAGGAAGAUUUUGAGAACAUGAAAGACCAGAUCUACUUCAUGCAGACCGAAACGCCAGAAUAUAAAAUGAAUAAACAAGCUGGGGUGGCAGCUAGCAAGGUAAAAUAUAAAGAAGAUUAUGAAAAAAAUAAAGGAAAAGCAGAUUAUAAUGUACUUCCUGCCUCAGACAACCCACUGCUCAGGCAGUUGAAGGCCGCUGGAAAUGUCCUGAGUGAUAAACUAUACAAAGAAAACUAUGAAAAGACAAAGGCAAAGAGCAUAAAUUACUGCGAGACCCCCAAAUUUAAGCUCGAUACAGUUUUACACAACUUCAGUAGUGAUACCAAAUAUAAAGAUUCCUACUUAAAGAAUAUUUUGGGACACUAUGUGGGCAGUUUUGAAGAUCCUUAUCAUUCACACUGCAUGAAAGUCACAGCUCAAAACAGCGAUAAAAACUACAAAGCAGAAUAUGAAGAGGACAGAGGCAAAGGCUUCUUCCCUCAGACCAUAACUCAGGAAUACGAAGCAAUCAAGAAGCUGGAUCAGUGUAAAGACCACACCUACAAAGUCCCUCCAGAUAAGACAAAGUUCACUCAAGUGACCGACUCUCCCGUCCUGGUACAAGCUCAAGUCAAUUCCAAACAACUGAGUGAUCUAAAUUACAAAGCAAAACAUGAAAAUGAGAAGUUCAAGUGCCACAUACCUCCGGAUACUCCUGCCUUCAUCCAGCACAAAGUCAAUGCCUAUAAUCUGAGUGAUAAUGUUUAUAAGCAAGACUGGGAGAAGAGCAAAGCCAAGAAGUUCGACAUCAAGGUGGACGCCAUCCCCCUGCUGGCAGCCAAGGCCAACAGCAAGAAUGCCAGCGAUGUGAUGUACAAGAGAGACUAUGAGAAGAGCAGGGGGAAGAUGAUUGGGGCCCUCAGCAUCAACGAUGAUCCGAAGAUGCUGCAUUCUCUGAAGACGGCCAAAAACCAGAGCGAUAGAUUAUACAAGGAAAACUAUGAGAAGACAAAGGCAAAGAGCAUGAAUUACUGCGAGACCCCUAAAUAUCAACUCGACACUCUGCUGAAGAGUUUCAGUGAGGCUAAGUAUAAAGAUUCAUAUGUGAAGAAUAUUUUGGGACAUUAUGUAGGCAGCUUUGAGGACCCCUAUCAUACUCACUGCUUGAAAGUUUCUGCUCAAAACAGUGACAAAAGUUAUAAAGCAGAAUAUGAAGAAGACAAAGGGAAAUGCUACUUCCCUCAGACAAUAACACAAGAAUAUGAAGCAAUCAAGAAGCUGGACCAGUGUAAAGAUCAUACCUACAAAGUUCAUCCGGAUAAAACUAAAUUCACAGCAGUAACUGAUACUCCUGUACUAUUGCAAGCUCAGCUCAAUAGCAAGCAGCUCAGUGAUCUGAAUUAUAAAGCAAAGCAUGAAAGUGAGAAGUUCAAGUGCAACGUGCCGGCAGACGCGCCACAAUUCAUCCAGCACAGAGUCAACGCCUAUAACCUGAGUGAUAACAUUUAUAAGCAAGACUGGGAGAAGAGCAAAGCCAAGAAGUUCGACAUCAAGGUGGACGCCAUCCCCCUGCUGGCAGCCAAGGCCAACAGCAAGAAUGCCAGCGAUGUGAUGUACAAGAGAGACUAUGAGAAGAGCAGGGGGAAGAUGAUUGGGGCCCUCAGCAUCAACGAUGAUCCCAAGAUGCUGCACUCUCUGAAGACGGCCAAAAACCAGAGUGAUCGUGAAUAUCGUAAAGACUAUGAAAAGUCAAAAACUAUCUACACAGCACCACUUGAUAUGGUCCAAGUCACUCAAGCUAAGAAAUCUCAGGAGAUUGCCAGCGAUGUGGACUACCGACACAUCUUACACAACUACAGCUACCCACCAGACAGCAUCCACAUGGAUCUCGCCAAGAAGGCGUAUGCACUGCAGAGCGAUGUUGAAUACAAAGCUGACUACAACAGCUGGAUGAAAGGCUGUGGCUGGGUGCCUUUUGGGUCCCUAGAAAUGGAAAAAGCGAAGCGAGCUUCAGACAUCCUUAAUGAGAAAAAAUAUCGCCAGCAUCCAGACACACUCAAGUUUACCUCAAUUGAAGAUGCUCCCAUUACAGUACAGUCUAAAAUCAACCAGGCCCAGAGAAGUGAUAUUGCUUACAAAGCCAAAGGAGAGGAAAUUCUGCACAAAUACAGCCUGCCAGCAGAUCUGCCACAAUUUAUUCAGGCUAAAGUGAAUGCUUAUAAUAUCAGUGAGAGCAUGUACAAAGCAGACUUGAAAGACUUAAGCAAGAAGGGGUAUGAUCUGAGAACUGAUGCUAUUCCCAUCAAAGCUGCCAAGGCUGCCAGGCAGGCAGCCAGUGAUGUUCAGUACAAAAAAGAUUAUGAAAAAGCUAAAGGGAAGAUGGUUGGAUUCCAAAGUCUCCAAGAUGACCCUAAACUGGUUCAUUACAUGAAUGUGGCCAAGAUACAGUCAGACCGGGAAUAUAAAAAGGACUAUGAAAAGACAAAGACCAAGUACAACACGCCUCAUGACAUGUUCAAUGUUGUGGCAGCCAAGAAGGCGCAGGACGUGAUCAGCAACGUCAACUACAAGCAUUCCCUGCACCAUUACACUUACCUGCCCGACGCCAUGGACCUCGAGCUCUCCAAAAACAUGAUGCACAUCCAGAGUGAUAACACCUACAAAGAAGACUACAACACCUGGAUGAAGGGCAUUGGCUGGAUACCCAUUGGCAGCCUUGACGUAGAGAAAGUCAAAAAGGCAGGCGAUGCCCUCAACGAGAAGAAGUACAGACAACACCCAGACACGCUCAAGUUUACCAGCAUCGUGGACUCCCCGGUUAUGGUCCAGGCAAAGCAGAACACACAGCAAGUCAGCGAUAUCUUAUAUAAAGCUAAAGGAGAAGAUGUGAAGCAUAAAUAUACAAUUAGUCCUGAUCUUCCACAGUUUCUCCAGGCCAAGUGCAACGCUUACAAUAUAAGUGAUGUCUGUUACAAACGGGACUGGCAUGAUUUAAUAGCCAAGGGCAACAAUGUCCUGGCUGAUGCUAUUCCCAUCACUGCAGCCAAAUCAUCAAGAAACAUUGCCAGCGACUAUAAAUACAAAGAAGCAUACGAGAAGGCCAAGGGAAAGCAUGUGGGAUUUAGAAGCCUGCAGGAUGAUCCCAAGCUGGUCCAUUACAUGAAUGUGGCAAAGCUACAGUCUGAUCGUGAAUACAAGAAGAACUAUGAGAACACGAAAACCAGCUACCAUACCCCUGGUGACAUGGUUAGCAUUACAGCUGCAAAGAUGGCCCAGGACGUAGCCACCAACGUCAACUACAAACAACCAAUACAUCACUACACGUACUUACCUGAUGCCAUGAGUCUUGAGCACACGAGGAAUGUGAAUCAGAUCCAGAGCGAUAAUGUGUAUAAAGAUGAGUACAACAACUUCUUCAAAGGCAUUGGGUGGAUCCCGAUUGGCUCUCUGGAGGUUGAGAAGGCCAAGAAGGCAGGCGAUGCAUUAAAUGAGAGGAAGUAUCGACAGCACCCUGAUACUAUCAAGUUCACAAGUGUGCCUGACUCCAUGGGCAUGGUUUUGGCACAGCAGAACACAAAGCAAAUAAGUGAUCUGAACUACAAGGUGGAGGGAGAAAAAGUGAAGCACAAGUACACAAUUGACCCUGACCUGCCUCAGUUCAUUCAAGCCAAGGUCAACGCCAUCAACAUGAGCGACGCUCAUUAUAAAGCAGACUGGAAGAAAACUCUUGCUAAAGGCUAUGAUUUGAGAGCUGAUGCCAUCCCCAUUGUCGCUGCCAAAAGCUCAAGGAACAUUGCGAGUGACUGCAAAUACAAAGAGGCUCAUGAGAAAGCUAGAGGCAAGCAAAUUGGGUUUCUCAGUCUCCAAGAUGACCCUAAACUGGUUCACUACAUGAAUGUGGCCAAGAUUCAAUCAGACCGGGAGUACAAGAAAGGCUACGAAGCCAGCAAGACCCACUACCACACGCCGCUGGAUAUGUUCAGCGUGACCGCUGCCAAGAAAUCCCAGGAGGUUGCUACCAACACCAACUACAGACAGCCCUUCCACAACUACACGCUGCUGCCUGAUGCGCUGGGUGUGGAACACUCCAGGAACGCUAUGCAGAUUCAGAGUGAUAAUCUCUACAAAUCUGACUUCACAAACUGGAUGAAAGGGAUUGGCUGGGUGCCCAUAGAGUCCCUGGAGGUGGAGAAGGCAAAGAAAGCAGGAGAGAUUUUGAGUGAAAAGAAAUAUCGCCAGCACCCCGAGAAGCUGAAGUUCACCUAUGCUAUGGACACAAUGGAGCAGGCGCUGAACAAAAGCAACAAACUGAAUAUGGACAAGAAACGCUACACUGAAAAAUGGAACAAAGAUAAGAUGACCAUUCACGUCAUGCCAGAUACUCCAGACAUUUUACUCUCCAGAGUAAACCAAAUCACCAUGAGUGAUAAACUGUACAAAGCUGGCUGGGAAGAAGAAAAGAAGAAAGGCUAUGACCUAAGGCCUGAUGCCAUCUCAAUAAAGGCUGCAAGAGCCUCUAGAGACAUCGCCAGCGAUUACAAAUACAAGCAAGCCUAUGAACAAGCCAAGGGGAAACACAUUGGCUUCCGGAGCCUAGAAGAUGACCCCAAGUUGGUGCAUUUCAUGCAAGUGGCCAAGAUGCAGUCAGAUCGGGAAUACAAGAAGGGAUAUGAGAAAUCCAAGACCUCAUUCCACACCCCAGUGGACAUGGUCAGCGUGGUGGCAGCAAAGAAGUCUCAGGAAGUGGCUACUAAUGCCAAUUACAGGAACAUAAUUCACACCUACAACAUGCUUCCUGAUGCUAUGAGCUUCGAAUUGGCCAAGAAUAUGAUGCAGAUCCAAAGUGAUAAUCAGUACAAAGCUGAUUAUGCUGACUUCAUGAAGGGCAUUGGCUGGCUCCCUCUGGACUCCUUGGAAGCUGAGAAGAACAAGAGAGCCAUGGAGAUCAUUAGUGAAAAGAAGUAUCGGCAGCACCCAGACACUUUGAAGUACUCCACACUGAUGGACUCAAUGAACAUGGUUUUGGCCCAGAAUAAUGCAAAAAUUAUGAAUGAACACCUCUACAAACAAGCCUGGGAAGCUGACAAGACCAAAGUCCACAUCAUGCCUGACAUCCCUGAGAUUAUUUUGGCAAAGGCAAAUGCAAUCAACAUGAGUAAUAAACUCUACAAGCUUUCUUUGGAAGAGUCUAAAAAGAAAGGUUACGAUCUCAGGACAGAUGCAAUUCCUAUCAAAGCUGCCAAGGCCUCACGGGACAUCGCAAGUGACUAUAAAUAUAAGUACAAUUAUGAAAAGGAGAGAGGAAAAAUGGUCGGCUUCCGCAGCCUUGAGGAUGAUCCCAAACUAGUCCAUUCCAUGCAAGUGGCUAAGAUGCAAUCUGAUCGAGAAUACAAGAAAAACUACGAGAAGACAAAGACCAGCUACCACACCCCUGCUGACAUGCUCAGUGUCACCGCUGCAAAGGAUGCCCAAGCUAACAUCACCAACACUAACUACAAGCACCUGAUCCACAAGUACAUCCUCCUGCCUGAUGCGAUGAACAUCGAGCUGACCAGGAACAUGAAUCAUAUACAGAGUAACAAUGAAUAUAAACAAGACUACAAUGAAUGGUACAAAGGCCUUGGCUGGAGUCCAGCUGGUUCCCUAGAAGUGGAGAAGGCCAAGAAAGCCACAGAAUAUGCCAGUGAUCAGAAAUAUCGCCAGCAUCCUAGCAACUUCCAGUUUAAGAAGCUGAAUGAUUCCAUGGACAUGGUGCUUGCAAAGCAGAACGCGCAUACCAUGAACAAGCACUUAUACACUGUUGAUUGGAAUAAGGAUAAGACCAAGAUUCAUGUGAUGCCUGAUACACCAGAUAUUCUCCAAGCCAAGCAGAACCGAACACUCUAUAGUCAGAAACUCUAUAAACUUGGGUGGGAAGAAGCUUUGAAGAAAGGCUAUGACCUCCCAGUGGAUGCAAUUUCUGUGCAGCUGGCCAAAACAUCAAGGGACAUCGCUAGUGAUUUUAAAUAUAAACAAGGCUACCGGAAGCAGCUUGGACACCAUAUUGGAUUCCGGAGUUUGCAAGAUGACCCCAAACUUGUAUUGUCUAUGAACGUAGCCAAAAUGCAGAGUGAAAGAGAGUAUAAGAAAGACUUUGAGAAGUGGAAAACCAAGUACACAAGUCCUGUGGACAUGUUGGGUGUGGUGCUGGCCAAGAAAUGCCAGGCCUUGGUUAGCGAUGUGGACUACAGGCACCACUUACAUCAGUGGACAUGCCUGCCCGACCAGAAUGAUGUUAUCCAAGCUAAAAAAGUGUAUGAACUACAGAGUGAGAAUUUGUAUAAGUCUGACCUGGAGUGGCUGAAGGGCAUAGGAUGGAGUCCACUGGGUUCUUUGGAAGCAGAAAAGAAUAAGCGGGCUUCAGAAAUCAUCAGUGAAAAGAAAUAUCGUCAGCCUCCAGACAGAAACAAGUUUACCAGCAUUCCUGAUGCCAUGGACAUAGUUCUGGCAAAGACAAAUGCCAAAAAUCGGAGUGAUAGACUUUAUAGAGAAGCGUGGGACAAGGACAAGACUCAAAUUCACAUCAUGCCAGACACACCUGACAUCGUUCUGGCUAAGGCAAACUUAAUCAAUACAAGCGAUAAACUCUACCGAAUGGGUUAUGAAGAGCUGAAGAAGAAAGGCUACGACCUCCCUGUGGAUGCCAUACCCAUCAAAGCAGCGAAAGCAUCCCGGGAAAUUGCCAGUGAAUACAAGUACAAAGAAGGCUUUCGCAAGCAACUGGGUCACCACAUUGGUGCACGGAACAUUAAGGAUGACCCCAAGAUGAUGUGGUCCAUGCAUGUGGCCAAGAUCCAGAGUGACAGGGAGUACAAGAAGGACUUCGAGAAGUGGAAGACCAAGUUCAGCAGCCCGGUGGACAUGCUGGGUGUGGUGCUGGCCAAGAAGUGCCAGACCUUGGUGAGCGACGUGGACUACAAGCACCACCUGCACCAGUGGACAUGUCUGCCCGACCAGAACGACGUCACCCACGCCCGGCAGGCCUAUGACCUCCAGAGUGAUAAUUUGUACAAGUCCGAUCUUAACUGGCUAAAAGGUAUUGGGUGGAUACCUACUGGCUCUCUUGAGGAUGAGAAGAACAAAAGAGCCACUCAGAUUCUCAGUGACCAUGUUUACCGUCAGCACCCAGAUAAAUUCAAAUUUUCCAGCCUUAUGGAUUCCAUACCAAUGGUAUUGGCAAAAAACAAUGCUAUUACCAUGAACCAUCACCUCUACACAGAAGGCUGGAAUAAAGAUAAAACUAGCAUCCACAUUAUGCCGGACACUCCCGAGGUUUUACUAGCUAAACAAAACAAAAUAAACUACAGUGAGAAAUUAUAUAAACUCGGUCUAGAAGAAGCCAGGAAGAAAGGCUAUGACAUGCGACUCGAUGCCAUUCCCAUCAAGGCGGCCAAGGCCUCCAGAGACAUCGCCAGUGAUUUCAAGUACAAAGAAGGCUAUCGAAAGCAACUGGGUCACCAUAUCGGUGCUCGGGCUAUACAUGAUGACCCCAAGAUGAUGUGGUCCAUGCAUGUGGCCAAGAUCCAGAGUGACAGGGAGUAUAAGAAAGACUUCGAGAAGUGGAAGACCAAGUUCAGCAGCCCGGUGGACAUGCUGGGCGUGGUGCUGGCCAAGAAGUGCCAGACCUUGGUGAGCGACGUGGACUACAAGCACCACCUGCACCAGUGGACGUGUCUGCCCGACCAGAAUGACGUCAUCCACGCCCGGCAGGCCUACGACCUCCAGAGCGACAAUAUGUACAAAUCAGAUCUCCAGUGGCUGAGAGGCAUUGGCUGGGUGCCCAUCGGCUCUUUGGAUGUGGAAAAGUGCAAAAGGGCGACUGAGAUUUUGAGUGAUAAGAUCUACCGUCAGCCUCCAGACAAGUUCAAGUUUACAAGCGUGACUGAUUCUCUGGAACAAGUGCUGGCCAAGAAUAACGCCAUCACUAUGAACAAGCGUUUGUACACAGAAGCCUGGGACAAAGACAAGACCCAGAUCCACAUAAUGCCAGAUACACCAGAAAUUAUGUUGGCGAGAAUGAACAAAAUCAACUACAGUGAGAGUCUGUAUAAACUUGCCAAUGAAGAAGCUAAGAAGAAGGGCUACGACCUGCGGAGUGAUGCCAUCCCCAUUGUGGCGGCCAAGGCCUCCAGAGACAUCGCCAGCGAUUACAAAUACAAAGUGGGUUACCGCAAGCAACUGGGCCACCACAUUGGUGCACGGAACAUCGAGGAUGACCCCAAGAUGAUGUGGUCCAUGCAUGUGGCCAAGAUCCAGAGUGACAGAGAGUAUAAGAAGGACUUCGAGAAGUGGAAGACCAAGUUCAGCAGCCCGGUGGACAUGCUGGGCGUGGUGCUGGCCAAGAAGUGCCAGACCUUGGUGAGUGACGUGGACUACAAGCACCACCUGCACCAGUGGACAUGUCUGCCCGACCAGAACGACGUCAUCCACGCCCGGCAGGCCUACGACCUCCAGAGCGACAACAUUUAUAAAUCUGAUCUGCAAUGGCUGAGAGGCAUCGGCUGGGUCCCCAUUGGGUCGCUGGAUGUGAUCAAAUGCAAGAGAGCUGCGGAGAUCCUGAGCGACAACAUCUACCGCCAGCCUCCAGACAAGCUGAAGUUCACCAGCGUGCCUGAUUCCCUGGAACAGGUGCUGGCCAAGAGCAACGCCCUCAACAUGAACAAGCGCUUAUACACAGAAGCCUGGGACAAAGACAAGACCCAAAUCCAUAUUAUGCCUGAUACACCUGAAAUUAUGUUGGCGAGACAAAAUAAAAUAAAUUACAGUGAGAGCCUCUAUCGCCAGGCCAUGGAAGAAGCCAAAAAGGAAGGUUAUGAUUUAAGAAGUGAUGCCAUUCCCAUCGUGGCUGCCAAGGCCUCUCGCGACAUCGCCAGUGAUUAUAAAUACAAAGAAGGCUAUCGGAAGCAGUUGGGCCACCACAUUGGUGCCCGAGCCAUACACGAUGACCCCAAGAUGAUGUGGUCUGUCCACGUUGCCAAAAUGCAGAGUGACCGUGAGUACAAGAAAGAAUUUGAGAAAUACAAGACAAGGUUCAGCAGCCCCGUGGACAUGCUGGGUAUUGUUUUGGCCAAGAAGUGCCAGACCUUGGUCAGUGAUGUGGACUAUAAACACCUUCUGCAUGAGUGGACCUGUCUCCCUGACCAGAACGAUGUCAUUCAGGCACGAAAAGCCUACGACCUCCAGAGCGAUAACUUGUAUAAGUCAGACCUUGAAUGGAUGAAAGGCAUUGGCUGGGUUCCAAUUGGUUCCCUGGAAGUCCUUAAAGCCAAGAGAGCCACAGAGAUACUGAGUGAUAACAUUUACCGCCAGCGUCCAGACGCACUAAAAUUUACCAGUGUCACCGACUCUCUGGAGCAGGUGUUGGCAAAGAAUAACGCACUGAACAUGAAUAAGCGCUUAUAUAUUGAAGCCUGGGAAAAUGACAAGAAAACAAUCCAUGUCAUGCCUGACACACCAGAAAUCAUGCUAGCCAAACUCAACCGAAUAAACUACAGUGAUAAACUUUAUAAACUUGCUCUGGAAGAGUCCAAGAAGGAGGGCUAUGACUUGCGUGUUGAUGCUAUUCCAAUUCAAGCUGCCAAGGCUUCUAGAGACAUUGCCAGCGAUUACAAGUACAAGGAAGGUUACCGCAAACAGCUUGGCCACCACAUUGGUGCACGAAACAUUAAGGAUGACCCCAAGAUGAUGUGGUCCAUCCAUGUGGCCAAGAUCCAGAGUGACAGGGAAUACAAGAAGGACUUCGAGAAGUGGAAGACCAAGUUCAGCAGCCCAGUGGACAUGCUGGGCGUGGUGCUGGCCAAGAAGUGCCAGAUCCUCGUGAGCGACAUAGACUAUAAGCACCCUCUCCAUGAGUGGACAUGCCUGCCAGAUCAGAACGAUGUCAUUCAGGCUCGGAAGGCCUAUGACCUGCAAAGCGAUGCUAUUUACAAGGCUGACCUGGAGUGGCUGAGAGGCAUCGGGUGGGUUCCCAUCGGCUCUGUGGAGGUUGAGAAGGUCAAGAGAGCUGGAGAAAUCCUGAGUGACAGGAAGUACCGCCAGCCAGCAGACCAGCUCAAAUUCACAUGCAUUACAGACACCCCGGAAAUUGUCCUGGCAAAGAGCAAUGCCCUCACAAUGAGCAAGCAUUUGUACACGGAAGCUUGGGAUGCUGACAAGACCUCCAUCCACGUGAUGCCAGACACCCCAGAAAUCCUGCUGGCCAAGAGCAAUUCUGCCAAUAUUAGCCAAAAACUUUAUACUAAGGGAUGGGAUGAAUCUAAGAUGAAGGACUAUGACCUGAGACAAGAUGCCAUUUCCAUCAAAAGUGCCAAGGCCUCCAGGGACAUCGCCAGUGAUUACAAAUACAAGGAAGCAUAUGAGAAACAGAAAGGCCACCACAUCGGAGCCCAGAGCAUUGAAGAUGAUCCCAGGAUUAUGUGUGCCAUCAAUGCAGGGAAGAUUCACAGUGACAGGGAGUACAAGAGGGAAUUCCAGAAGUGGAAGACCAAGUUCAGCAGCCCGGUGGACAUGCUAGGCGUGGUGCUGGCCAAGAAGUGCCAGACUCUGGUCAGCGAUGUUGACUAUCGCAACUACCUGCAUAACUGGACAUGCCUACCUGACCAAAAUGAUGUCAUCCAGGCAAAGAAGGCCUAUGAAUUGCAGAGUGAUAACGUGUACAAAGCAGACCUGGAAUGGCUGCGCGGCAUUGGCUGGAUGCCGGAAGGUUCUGUAGAAAUGACCAGAGUCAAGAGUGCUCAGGAUCUGAUAAAUAAACGGCUCUACAGAACACCACCAGAAGCCUUGAAGUUCACCUGCAUUGUGGACACUCCCGAAAUUGUCCUGGCAAAAGCCAACUCUCUGCAAAUGAGUGAAAAACUAUAUCAAGAAGCCUGGAACAAAGAUAAAACCAACAUCUCCAUCCCUUCAGAUACCCCAGUCAUGCUACAGGCCCAAAUCAACGCCUUGCAAAUCAGCAAUAAACUGUACCAAAAAGACUGGGAUGAGGCCAAGCAGAAAGGCUACGACCUAAGAGCAGAUGCCAUUGAGAUCAAACACGCCAAAGCCUCCAGAGAAAUUGCCAGUGAGUACAAAUACAAAGAAGGCUACCGCAAGCAGUUAGGCCACCACGUGGGUUUCCGCUCCUUACAAGACGACCCCAAGUUGGUAUGGUCUAUACACGCUGCCAAGAUCCAGAGUGACAGAGAAUACAAGAAAGCUUAUGAGAAGUCUAAGGCAAUUUACAACACACCUUUGGACAUGAUGUCAAUUGUUCAAGCCAAAAAGUGCCAAGUCCUGGUUAGCGAUGUUGACUACCGCAAUUACCUGCACCAGUGGACGUGUCUGCCCGACCAGAACGAUGUGAUCCAGGCUAAGAAAGCCUAUGAACUGCAGAGUGAUAAUGUGUACAAAUCGGACCUGGAAUGGAUGAAGGGUAUUGGAUGGUUGACAGAGGGUUCUGUGGAUGUGCUGAGAGUGAAGAAUGCUCAAAAUCUUUUGAAUGAAAGGCUGUAUCGUACAAGACCCGAGGCUCUCAAGUUCACCAGCAUUGUUGAUACCCCCGAAGUGAUCCUGGCAAAGAUCAACGCAGUACAGAUCAGUGAGCCACUGUACCGAGAUGCCUGGGACAAGGAGAAGGCUAACGUGAAUGUGCCUGCCGACACGCCCGUGAUGCUGCAGUCCAAACUCAACGCUCUCCAGAUCAGCAACAAACACUACCAGCAAGCUUGGGAAGAUGUCAAGAUGACAGGUUAUGACAUUCGAGCAGAUGCCAUUGGGAUCCAGCAUGCCAAGGCUUCCAGGGAUAUCGCCAGCGACUAUCUGUAUAAGACAGCUUAUGAAAAGCAGAAAGGCCACUACAUCGGGUGUCGCAGUGCCAAGGAAGAUCCAAAGUUGGUUUGGGCAGCAAAUGUAUUGAAGAUGCAGAAUGACAGGCUGUACAAAAAGGCCUACAAUGACCACAAGGCCAAGAUCUCCAUCCCGGGAGACAUGGUGUCCAUCAACGCGGCCAAGGAAGGCCAGGCGCUGGCCAGCAACGUGGACUAUCGGCAGUACCUGCACCAGUGGUCUUGCUUUCCUGACCAGAAUGAUGUGAUUCAAGCCAGAAAAGCCUACGACCUGCAGAGUGACGCCAUCUACAAGGCUGACCUGGAGUGGCUACGGGGCAUUGGCUGGAUGCCUGAGGGAUCUCCUGAAGUCCUGAGGGUCAAAAAUGCCCAGGAGAUCUUAUGUGACAGUGUCUAUCGGACACCUGUGGUGAAACUCAAGUAUACAAGCAUUGUUGACACCCCUGAAGUUGUCCUUGCUAAAUCGAAUGCUGAAAAUAUUAGCAUUCCAAAAUACAGAGAAGUUUGGGACAAAGAUAAAACUUCAAUCCACAUUAUGCCAGAUACUCCAGAAAUUAAUCUUGCGCGAGCCAACGCUCUCAACGUGAGCAAUAAAAUUUACCGUGAGGGCUGGGAUGAAGUGAAGAUGAGCUGUGAUGUGCGGCUGGACGCCAUCCCUAUCCAGGCUGCUAAGGCCUCCAGAGAGAUAGCCAGUGAUUAUAAAUACAAGCUUGACCAUGAAAAGCAGAAGGGACACUAUGUGGGCACCCGGACAGCCAAGGAUGACAACAAGAUCCGGUGGGCCCUAAUAGCUGGCAAGCUUCAGAAUGAAAGAGAGUACCGGCUACACUGGGCCAAAUGGAAGAACAAGUUCCAAAGCCCUGCGGAUAUGCUCUCUGUUUUGCAUUCUAAAAAUUCCCAGGCCCUGGUCAGCAAUGUUGACUAUCGCCAUCACCUGCACCAGUGGACAUGCAUGCCUGACCAGAAUGAUGUGAUCCAGGCCAAGAAAGCCUAUGAGCUGCAGAGCGAUGCUGUUUACAAGGCUGACCUGGAGUGGUUACGUGGAAUUGGGUGGAUGCCAAAUGAUUCCGUUUCUGUCAAUCACGCCAAACAUGCUGCGGAUAUCUUCAGUGAGAAAAAAUAUCGCACAAAAAUAGAAACUCUCAACUUUACUCCUGUGGAUGACAGAGUUGACUAUGUGACAGCAAAGCAAAGUGGUGAGAUCCUCAAUGAUAUUAAAUACCGGAAAGAUUGGAAUGACAGCAAGUCAAAAUACACCCUCACAGAAACCCCCCUGCUGCACACUGCCCAAGAGGCUGCCCGGAUCCUGGACCAGUACCUCUACAAGGAAGGCUGGGAGAAACAGAAAGCUACAGGCUACAUCCUGCCUCCAGAUGCUGUGCCAUUUGUUCAUGCCCAUCACUCCGGUGAUGUCCAGAGUGAGCUGAAGUACAAAGCCGAACACGUGAAACAGAAAGGCCACUAUGUCGGUGUACCAACCAUGAGAGAUGACCCUAAGCUGGUUUGGUUUGAGCAUGCAGGCCAGAUCCAGAAUGAGAGACUCUACAAGCAGGACUAUCACAAAACAAAGGCCAAAAUCAAUAUUCCUGCAGACAUGGUGUCGGUCUUGGCAGCCAAGCAGGGGCAGGGCCUUGUCAGCGAUAUCGAUUACCGCAAUUACCUGCACCAGUGGACAUGUCAUCCUGACCAAAAUGAUGUAAUUCAGGCAAGAAAGGCCUAUGACCUACAGAGUGAUAAUGUCUACAAGUCUGACCUGGAGUGGCUCCGAGGCAUCGGCUGGAUCCCCUUGGACUCUGUGGACCAUGUGAGGGUCACUAAGAACCAGGAGAUGGUGAAUCAGAUAAAAUAUAAGAAAGAAGCUCUUGACAACUAUCCCAAUUUUACAAGUGUGGUGGAUCCUCCAGAGAUUGUUUUGGCCAAGAUUAAUGCAGUCAAUCAAAGUGAUGUAAAAUAUAAAGAAACAUUUAAUAAAGCCAAGGGCAAAUACACAUUUUCUCCAGACACACCAUAUAUUUCCCAUUCCAAGGACAUGGGAAAACUCUACAGCACUAUACUAUAUAAGGGGGCCUGGGAGGGAACCAAGGCCUAUGGCUACACCCUGGAUGAGCGUUAUAUUCCUAUUGUUGGAGCCAAGCAUGCUGACCUGGUGAACAGUGAGCUGAAAUACAAAGAGACAUAUGAGAAGCAGAAGGGCCAUUACCUGGCUGGAAAAGUGAUCAGUGAGUUCCCCAGCGUGGUUCAUUGUCUGGAUUUCCAGCAGAUGAGGAGUGCGUUGAACUACAGAAAACACUAUGAGGACACAAAAGCAAACGUUCAUAUCCCCAAUGACAUGCUGAAUCACGUGCUGGCUAAAAGGUGCCAGUACAUCCUCAGUGACCUGGAGUAUCGACACUACUUCCACCAGUGGACGUCUCUCCCGGAAGAGCCCAAGUUUAUGCACGCCCGAAACGCCCAGGAAAUUUUAAGUGAUAAUGUGUAUAAAGAUGACUUAAAUUGGCUGAGAGGCAUUGGCUGCUACGUUUGGGAUACACCUCAGAUCCUCCAUGCUAAGAAAUCAUAUGACCUCCAGAGUCAAAUCCAAUACACAGCAGCAGGUAAAGAAAAUCUACAAAACUAUAACCUGGUCACAGAUACACCAGUUUAUGUGACUGCUCUUCAAAGUGGCAUUAAUGCCAGCGAGGUGAAAUAUAAAGAAAACUAUCAUCAGAUUAAGGACAAAUACACCACAGUGCUAGAAACAGUGGAUUACGACAGGACCAAGAAUCUCAAGAGCCUUUAUAGCAGUAAUCUGUACAAGGAGGCCUGGGAUAAAGUGAAAGCCACCAGCUACAUUCUGCCAACCAGCACCUUGUCCCUGACGCAUGCCAAGAGCCAGAAACAUCUGGCCAGCCAUGUCAAGUACCGAGAAGAAUAUGAAAAGUUCAAAGCUCUUUAUACUUUACCAAAAAGUGUUGAAGAUGACCCAAACACAGCUCGGUGCCUCCGAGUGGGCAAGUUUAACAUUGACCGCCUGUACAGAUCAGUUUAUGAAAAGAACAAGAUGAAAAUCCACACUGUGCCUGAUAUGGUAGAGAUGGUUACUGCCAAGGACACUCAGAAGAAAGUCAGCGAGGUUGAUUACCGCCUGCACCUCCAUGAGUGGAUUUGCCACCCUGACUUACAAGUCAACAGUCACGUCCGGAAAGUCACGGAUCAGAUCAGUGAUAUUGUAUACAAGGAUGAUCUUACCUGGCUGAAAGGUAUAGGUUGCUAUGUCUGGGACACUCCUGAAAUCCUCCAUGCCAAGCAUGCUUAUGAUCUGCGAAAUGAUAUCAAGUACAAAGCUCAUGUGAUGAAAACGAGGAACGACUACCAUCUGGUCACUGACACACCGGUCUAUGUUCAGGCUGUCCAGAGCGGGAAGCAGCUAAGUGAUGCUGUUUACCACUAUGACUAUGUGCACAGUGUCAGAGGCAAAGUGGCACCGACUACCAAAACCGUGGAUCUGGACCGAGCUCUUCAUGCAUACAAGCUCCAGAGUGAGAAUCUAUACAAAACUGGCCUGCGCUUCCUGCCCACUGGGUAUCGGCUUCCAGUUGAUACGCCUCACUUCAAACACAACAAGGAUAUGCGAUACAUGAGUAGCUAUUUCAAGUACAAAGAAGUCUAUGAACACAUAAAGGCAAAUGGGUAUACACUUGGGCCCAAGGACGUUCCAUUUGUCCAUGUCCGGAGAGUCAACAAUGUUACUAGUGAGAGACUGUAUCGGGAACUGUACCACAAGCUGAAAGACAAGAUUCAUACAACUCCUGACACACCUGAAAUCCGCCAAGUCAAGAAGACUCAAGAAGCUGUCAGUGAAUUGAUCUACAAAUCGGACUUCUUCAAGAUGCAGGGUCACAUGAUCUCACUGCCCUACACACCCCAAGUGUUGCACUGCCGCUAUGUGGGAGACAUCACCAGUGACAUUAAAUACAAGGAGGACUUGCAGAUCUUAAGGGGACUUGGCUGCUUCCUGUACGACACUCCUGACAUGGUCCGUUCCCGACACCUGAAGAAGCUCUGGUCUAAUUACCUGUACACUGACAAUGCAAGGAAGAUGCGCGACAAAUACCAAGUGGUGCUGGACACUCCAGAGUACAGAAAAGUGCAAGAACUGAAGACACAUCUGAGUGAGCUGGUGUACAGAGCUUCAGGCAAGAAGCAGAAGUCCAUCUUCACUUCAGUUCCUGAUACUCCGGAUCUUUUAAGGGCCAAGCGAGGGCAGAAGCUUCAGAGUCAGUAUCUGUAUGUGGAACUUGCGACCAAAGAGAGGCCACAUCAUCAUGCUGGGAACCAGACGACAGCUCUGAAACAUGCCAAAGAUGUGAAGGACAUGGUCAGCGAGAAAAAGUACAAGAUUCAAUAUGAAAAGAUGAAGGACAAAUACACCCCGGUUCCAGAUACACCAAUACUCAUCAGAGCCAAGAGAGCCUACUGGAAUGCCAGCGAUCUACGCUACAAAGAAACAUUCCAAAAGACCAAAGGGAGAUACCACACUGUGAAGGAUGCUUUGGACAUUGUUUAUCAUCGUAAAGUUACAGAUGAUAUCAGUAAAGUGAAAUACAAGGAGAAAUACAUGAGCCAGCUGGGAAUCUGGAGGUCCAUUCCCGAUCACCCGGAGCAUUUCCACCACCGGGCAGUCACAGAUGCAGUCAGUGACGUAAAAUACAAAGAAGACCUGACCUGGCUCAAAGGCAUUGGCUGCUAUGCCUACGACACCCCUGACUUCACGCUGGCUGAACAAAACAAGACCCUCUACAGCAAGUAUAAAUACAAAGAGGUAUUUGAAAGGACGAAGUCAAAUUUCAAGUAUGUUGCUGACUGUCCAAUCAACAGACAUUUCAAGUAUGCAACUCAGUUGAUGAAUGAGAGAAAAUAUAAAUCUAGUGCCAAGAUGCUUCUGAAACAAGGAUGUAAUGAAAUUCUGCGUCCAGAUAUGUUGACUGCUCUCUACAACACACACAUGUGGAGCCAGAUCAAGUACAGGAAAAAUUAUGAAAAAUCAAAGGACAAAUUCACUUCUGUUGUGGACACUCCAGAACACCUACGUACUACAAAAGUCAACAAACAAAUCAGUGAUAUACUUUAUAAAUUGGAGUACAACAAGGCCAAGCCCAGAGGCUACACCACCAUCCACGACACGCCCAUGCUGCUGCAUGUCCGCAAGGUUAAAGAUGAAGUCAGUGAUCUCAAAUAUAAAGAAGUUUACCAAAGAAAUAAAUCUAACUGCACCAUUAAACCAGAUGCUGUUCAUAUCAAGGCAGCCAAGGAUGCCUACAAAGUGAACACCAAUCUGGACUACAAGAAACUGUAUGAGUCCAACAAAGCCUACUGGAAGUGGACGCCUGACCGACCAGACUUCAUCCAGGCUGCCAAGGCAUCUCUGCAGCAGAGCGACUUUGAAUACAAGUUGGACCGAGAGUUCCUCAAGGGCUGCAAGCUUUCUGUCACUGAUGACAAAGACAUGGUGCUGGCUCUCAGGAAUUCUGUGAUAGAAAGUGACCUGAAAUACAAAGAGAAACACGUCAAGGAAAGAGGAACCUGCCACGCUGUACCUGACACCCCUCAGGUCCUCCUCGCAAAGACUGUCAGCAGUCUGGUGUCUGAGAACAAGUACAAGAGCCAUGUCAAGAAGCACCUGGCCCAGGGCUCGUACACAACCCUGCCGGAGACCCGGGACACAGUUCAUGUCAAGAAAGUAACCAAGCAUGUCAGCGACACAAAUUACAAGAAGAAAUUUGUCAAGGAGAAGGGCAAGUCCAACUACUCCAUCAUGCAGGAGCCCCCAGAGGUGAAGCACGCCAUGGAAGUGGCCAAGAAGCAGAGUGACGUUGCUUACAAAAAAGAUGCCAAAGAGAACCUACAUUAUACCACAGUGGCUGAUCGGCCAGACAUCAAGAAGGCCACGCAAGCAGCCAAACAGGCCAGCGAGGUGGAGUACAGAGCCAAGCACCGUAAGGAAGGCAGUCAUGGCUUGAGCAUGCUUGGCCGGCCGGACAUUGAGAUGGCCAAGAAGGCAGCCAGGUUGAGCAGCCAGAUUAAAUACCGAGAAAACUUCGACAAAGAGAAGGGCAAGGCACCAAAAUACAAUCCAAAAGACAGCCAGCUCUAUAAAACCAUGAAAGAUGCUAAUAAUCUUGCAAGCGAGGUUAAAUACAAGGCCGACCUGAAAAAACUUCACAAGCCUGUGACAGACAUGAAGGAGUCUCUGAUCAUGAACCACGUCCUCAACACGAGCCAGCUCGCCAGCUCUUACCAGUACAAGAAGAACUACGAGAAGAGCAAAGGCCACUACCACACGAUCCCAGAUAACCUGGAGCAGCUGCACCUAAAAGAGGCCACAGAGUUACAGAGUAUAGUAAAAUACAAAGAAAAAUACGAAAAGGAGCGAGGAAAGCCCAUGUUGGACUUUGAGACACCUACAUACAUCACUGCCAAAGAAUCCCAGCAGAUGCAGAGUGGGAAAGAAUAUAGGAAAGAUUAUGAAGAGUCCAUUAAAGGCAGAAACCUAACAGGCCUGGAGGUCACGCCAGCUUUAUUACAUGUCAAAUAUGCAACCAAAAUAGCAAGUGAGAGAGAGUACAGGAAAGAUCUAGAGGAAAGCAUCCGGGGAAAGGGCCUCACUGAAAUGGAAGAUACUCCUGACAUGGUACGAGCAAAGAAUGCCACUCAGAUUCUCAAUGAGAAAGAAUAUAAGCGAGACCUGGAACUGGAAGUCAAGGGAAGAGGCUUGAAUGCCAUGGCCAAUGAAACUCCAGAUUUUAUGCGGGCCAAGAAUGCUACUGACAUUGCCAGCCAGAUUAAGUACAAGCAAUCAGCAGAAAUGGAAAAGGCCAAUUUCACCUCUGUGGUUGAUACUCCAGAGAUUAUUCAUGCCCAGCAAGUGAAGAACCUUUCGAGCCAGAAAAAGUACAAAGAAGAUGCAGAGAAGUCCAUGUCCUACUAUGAGACUGUUUUGGACACGCCAGAGAUGCAACGAGUCCGAGAAAACCAAAAGAACUUCAGCCUUCUCCAAUACCAGUGUGAUCUUAAAAACAGUAAAGGAAAAAUUACAGUUGUUCAAGACACGCCAGAAAUACUGCGUGUUAAAGAAAAUCAAAAGAAUUUCAGCUCGGUUUUGUAUAAAGAGGAUGUCUCUCCGGGAACGGCAAUCGGAAAGACACCUGAGAUGAUGAGAGUGAAGAAGACUCAGGACCACAUUAGCUCGGUGAAGUAUAAAGAAGCAAUUGGACAAGGAACUCCAAUCCCUGACCUGCCUGAAGUAAAACGUGUCAAGGAGACCCAGAAGCAUAUUAGCUCGGUUAUGUACAAAGAAAACUUGGGAACAGGCAUUCCAACCACUGUUACUCCAGAGAUUGAAAGAGUCAAACGCAAUCAAGAGAACUUUAGCUCGGUUUUGUACAAAGAAAAUUUGGGGAAAGGAACCCCUACAGCUAUCACUCCAGAGAUGGAGAGAGUCAAACGCAAUCAAGAGAACUUUAGCUCGAUAUUGUACAAAGAAAAUCUGAGCAAGGGGACCCCCCUUCCUGUCACUCCUGAGAUGGAGCGAGUCAAACGCAAUCAAGAAAACUUUAGCUCGGUAUUGUAUAAAGAGAACCUCGGAAAAGGGAUUGCAAUCCCCAUCACUCCAGAGAUGGAGAGAGUCAAACACAAUCAAGAAAAUUUUAGUUCGGUAUUAUACAAAGAAAACCUGGGGACAGGGAUUCCAAUCCCCAUCACUCCUGAGAUGCAGAGAAUCAAACACAAUCAAGAAAACAUUAGCUCGGUNCUAUACAAGGAAAACAUGGGCAAGGGAACCCCUUUACCUGUCACUCCAGAGAUGGAGAGAGUCAAGCACAAUCAAGAAAACAUUAGCUCGGUUUUGUACAAAGAAAAUGUGGGGAAAGCCACCCCCACCCCAGUCACUCCAGAGAUGCAGAGAGUCAAACGCAAUCAAGAAAACAUUAGCUCGGUGCUAUACAAAGAGAACAUGGGGAAAGCAACCCCCACACCCUUUACUCCUGAGAUGGAAAGAGUCAAACGCAAUCAAGAAAAUUUUAGCUCGGUAUUGUACAAAGAAAAUAUGAGAAAAGCAACUGCAACACCUGUUACUCCAGAGAUGGAGCGAGCUAAGCGCAACCAAGAAAACAUUAGCUCGGUUCUUUAUUCUGACAGCUUCAGGAAGCAAAUACAAGGCAAAGCUGCCUAUGUCUUAGACACCCCUGAAAUGAGACGGGUGAGGGAAACCCAACGGCACAUCUCCACGGUGAAAUACCAUGAAGACUUUGAAAAACACAAAGGUUGCUUCACUCCAGUGGUGACAGAUCCCAUCACUGAACGAGUAAAGAAGAACACACAGGACUUUAGUGACAUUAACUACCGAGGUAUUCAGAGAAAAGUGGUAGAAAUGGAACAAAAACGGAAUGACCAGGAUCAGGAGACUAUUACAGGUUUGCGUGUCUGGCGUACGAACCCUGGUUCAGUUUUUGAUUAUGAUCCAGCAGAAGACAAUAUUCAGUCUCGAAGCUUACACAUGAUUAAUGCCCAAGCUCACCGCCGGAGCCGGGAACAGUCUCGAUCUGCUAGUGCUCUGAGUAUUAGUGGUGGGGAGGAGAAAUCUGAGCACUCGGAAGCUGCCGACCACCGUCUCUCCACCUACAGUGAUGGAGGCGCCUUUUUCUCUACAACUUCCACAGGUUACAGACAUGUGAAAACCACGGAGCUCCCACAACAGAGAUCAUCCUCAGUUGCUACCCAGCAGACAACUUUAUCUUCUAUCCCGUCUCAUCCCUCUACUGCUGGAAAAAUCUUCCGUGCAAUGUACGACUAUAUGGCUGCAGAUGCAGACGAGGUGUCCUUCAAAGACGGAGAUGCUAUUGUAAAUGUUCAAGCUAUUGAUGAAGGGUGGAUGUAUGGCACCGUGCAGAGGACUGGAAGGACCGGCAUGCUCCCAGCAAACUACGUUGAAGCUAUUUAAGCACCUCAGGAAAGCCCAUGUCUGCAGGACCUACAACACUGCAGCCAGUAUUUCAGCUUAGACCACUGUCACCCAAGUUGUGAAGCUGCCUAAUAGAUUUAUUUAUGUGCUGAUAUGUAUGGCAAUACCAUCCACUUACCUUUUUUCCUUUACAAAUUCUAAUGAUUGUUAGAUAAAACAAAUGUUAGUAUCAUUGACCUGGCUAGUUUUUAAAACUACCUUUUGGACUUGCGAGCUCUUUAUUUUUAAAAGUUCCAUAAUCAGACUUCCUUUGAUAAACAUGCCAAACAUACUGGAGAAAAUUGGCAGAGAUGCUUUCAUCUGUUCCUUGCUUACUAAAUCCUUAUGCCUGUGCUUCUAAUAUAGUUCUGCAGCUAUUAAGGUGACAGUCAAUAUAAAUUGGUGAUGAACUGGUAACUAAUAAACUCUGUAAUUCUGCUACAAACUCUGCUGACUGAACUU